Molecule: messenger RNA, 1011 nt
Organism: Fusarium falciforme
Lineage: Eukaryota; Fungi; Ascomycota; Sordariomycetes; Hypocreales; Nectriaceae
Product: Helicase ATP-binding domain-containing protein
Exons: 2
Coding region: 1-1011 (336 amino acids)
Biological process (GO): double-strand break repair via homologous recombination
Cellular component (GO): cytoplasm; chromosome
Molecular function (GO): 3'-5' DNA helicase activity; four-way junction helicase activity
Source: RefSeq, a predicted model, not a curated record
AUGAAAUAUCCCCGGGCCCGGCAAUGGGCAGACGAGCUACCCGCCACCACGCCCGCCAUCGGCAUCACAUCGUCGACCUUUACGCCAGCACGCCUGAGUCGUGUGAUUGGUCGGCACGGCAAGACCGUCGGCGCCGAGUGGCUCAACGUCAGCACCUGGGGGCAUAUCGCAACCGCUAUCGGCCGCCGCUUCAUCCGGGAUGCCGCCAUCACGUCACGAGGGCUAUACGGGGACUUGGAUAGAGACGAUGAUGAGGAAGCGUCUGAUCAGGAGGAGGAUGGCGAAAAGGAUACGAUCAUCAACCUGCAGACCGGCCAUAGCGUCUGGACGUCCGGUCUUGUGUACGGCCGUCAGGUUGGCGAGGGCAACUGGGAGACAAUGCAGCGUCGGGAAAGCUUCCGCAUCCUCAGUGACGAGUGGCAUCGGUUGCUAGGCCUCUCAUCAGCCGGCACGCUACAGACCGUCGCUGCCGGACCUGGAAGGCUGCCAGCCUCGACCUUGAGCACUUCCAGCAGCUCCGCCGGGUUGACCUACUGCUCGAGCUCCAGCAACUCCUCGGUCCCAAUGCGCGAUUCUCACCCGGCCAGAAGCCGAUCUUCGACACCAUCAUCCAUAAUAAGAGCCCUACCCUCGCCAUCCUCCCCACCAGGGGCGGCAAGAGCCUCCUCUUCCAGCAGCCAGCAGCCAGCGGCCAGCAUCACGUCAGGUGUCACCGUCGUCAUCGUCCCGCUCGUAUCGCUGCUGGGGAAUCUCUUGGACCGUUGUGCAGAUCUGAAGAUUCCUGCCGUACGCUGGGCAGCUGAUCACUUGCCCGAGAAGGUAUCCCUCGUAUUUGCCACCCCUGAAGCCGCCAUGACCAAGCGUUUCCAGUCCUACCUGGACGGGCUGCAGUCUCUUGCACGGCUCGACCGGAUCGUCAUCGGUGAGUGUCACUCCAACCUAGAGGGCACCCUCAAGUUCCGGCCCAAAAUGAGAGAGCUGGCUCCCUUGCCCUGCGGGGCAUCCAGAUGA